UCGGGCUCCGGGCGCUGAGUAAUGCUCGGCGCAGCGCGAUCCCAGGCAGAGCCGCCGCCGCCGCCGCUCCGCGCCCAGCGCUCCCGGGGCGCUCCGGCCGCGACCCUGCCCGCUCCGCCGGCGGCCAGGCGACACGGGCGGUUGGGGGCGGCGAAGGGGCCGCGAUUCCCCAUGUGCUUGCGGGCCCCGCGGGAGCCGCAGCGCCGCUCGCCCGGUGAGCCCUGCCCACGCCCGCCGCGGCCCCGGAGCCCCGGGGCGCCCUGGGGAGCGGCGGGGGAGCGCGCCCCGCGGACCGAGGGUCACCCCGGCCCCCCGGCGCGUCCCGCCAUGGGGGACUGAGCCGGGGGGCUGAGCGCGGCGGGGCGGCGGCGGGCAGGGCGGGGGGCGCGCAGCCCUCGCCGGGCUCGGCGGGCGCCGGGGCGGCGGGAGGCGGGGGGGGCAUCCCGGGAGGAUGGCAGAGCCGCCCCGGCGAGCCGAGCCCCGGCGCGCAGGGAGCCAGUGAGAGGGAGGAGAGGGGAAAACACAAACAAGCAAACAACCCACAACAAACAAAGCGGGCAGAGAGCAGCGCCGAGCCCCGCCGCCCCUGCCCCAAAGGCGCCCGCCCGCCCGCAGCCCGCACAGCCGCUGCCCCAGCGAAGAUGCGCCCGGCCCUGGCCCACGGACUCUGCUCGCUGCUGCUCAGCCUCUGGGUACCCAGCUCGUGCUCCAAUGAGAUCCUGGGCCUGAAGCUGCCGUCAGAGCCGGUGCUGAAUGCCAACACAGUGUGCCUGACCCUGCCGGGGCUGACACGGCGGCAGCUGGAGGUGUGUGUGCGGAACCCCGACGUCACCGCCUCGGCCAUCCAGGGCAUCCAGAUUGCCAUCCACGAGUGCCAGCACCAGUUCCGGGACCAGCGCUGGAACUGCUCCAGCCUUGAGACCAAGAACAAGAUCCCCUAUGAGAGCAUCAUCUUCAGCAGAGGCUUUCGGGAGAGCGCCUUCGCCUAUGCCAUUGCGGCCGCCGGUGUGGUGCACGCUGUCUCCAAUGCCUGUGCCCUUGGCAAGCUGCAGGCUUGCGGCUGUGACCAGAAGCGCCGGGGUGAUGAGGAGGCUUUUCGGCGCAAGCUGCAUCGUCUGCAGCUGGAGGCUAUGAACCGUGGCAAAGGCAUGGUGCACGGGGUGCACAUGGAGCACAUGCCGGCUGAGACCCCCGGCCUCCAGGACUCCUGGGAGUGGGGAGGGUGCAGCCCUGAUGUAGACUAUGGGGAGAAGUUUUCCAAGGAUUUCCUCGAUUCCCGGGAAACCUACAGGGAUAUCCACUCACGCAUGAGGCUGCACAACAACCGUGUGGGACGGCAGGUGGUGAUGGACAACAUGAGGAGGAAGUGCAAAUGCCAUGGCACCUCAGGGAGCUGCCAGCUGAAGACAUGCUGGCAGGUGACACCUGAGUUUCGCCUGGUGGGGUCCCUGCUCAAGGACCGCUUCUAUGGGGCCACCCUGAUCCGACCACACAACCGCAAUGCUGGGCAGCUGGAGCCGGGCCAUGCUCGGCAUCGCCGCCGAGCCGGCAUCAGCGAGCUGGUUUAUUUUGAGAAGUCACCUGACUUCUGUGAGCGGGAGCCGGCCCUGGACUCCUUGGGCACCCAAGGACGCCUGUGCAACAAGACCAGCCCGGGCAUGGACAACUGCGAGAGCCUGUGCUGCGGCCGUGGGCACAACAUCCUGCGGCAGACACGCAGUGAGCGCUGCAACUGCAAGUUCCACUGGUGCUGCUUCGUGGCCUGCGAGGAGUGUCGCAUCACCGAGUGGGUCAGCGUCUGCAAGUAGCCAGGCAGGGACAGGUGCCCACCCCAGGGUGCCAGGGACAAACACAUCUGCCCGCAGGGGGGGAGGGAGACAGGGAUUGGCGCUGGGAGGGGAGAUGGAGAUGUGGUACCCGCUUCCCUCUGCUCUGAGGGGAGGGGGAGUGGAAAUGCUCGGCACCCUCCAAAAUCAGCACUUUGUCGUCACCCGGGGAGGGCAGGGCUGCCCACUGCCUGCCCGGCCCUGCACCAGAGCACCAAGGCUCCCGGCCCCGGGGAGCACACAGCCAUGCUGUACAGACCGCCAACACCAGCACUGCUCGGGGGAGGGCGGGGGGUGGGCACAGGGGUGGGCGACCAUCCGCUGGCACCCAGUGGGAUGGGGCAGGGUGGGAUGGGGGACAGCAGGGCACGGGGAGCCCGGGUGGGGGGGAGGGGAGGACACGCACUGGCACCGUGCACGGGUUCCUCUGGCCACACACAAGGCUGAGCUCUGAGCAGGAUGGGGAUGGAGCAUCCCAUGGGAUGGAGAGGGACCCAGCCCCCCGGGCUGGGGCUCACCUCUGCCAGGGCAGAGCUUGGGCUGGCUUGGACUGUAGCACCGUGGCUGGAGGGAGGGUGCCUGGGGCUGUGCUGUGCGUGCCUGUGUUAUUGUAUGGUAAGUUAUUUUCUGAUUGUGAAUAAAAGUGGAUUGGAGACA
Columba livia (rock pigeon) is the source of this 2483-nucleotide messenger RNA. RefSeq names its product Wnt family member 10A (gene WNT10A). The coding region runs from base 642 to 1808 and encodes 388 amino acids. The record is from RefSeq and is a predicted model, not a curated record. NCBI's taxonomy places the organism in Eukaryota, Metazoa, Chordata, Aves, Columbiformes, Columbidae. Gene Ontology annotation, molecular function: cytokine activity; frizzled binding. Gene Ontology annotation, biological process: cell fate commitment; multicellular organism development; canonical Wnt signaling pathway. Gene Ontology annotation, cellular component: extracellular region. The transcript has 4 exons.